Molecule: messenger RNA, 1943 nt
Organism: Hermetia illucens (black soldier fly)
Lineage: Eukaryota; Metazoa; Arthropoda; Insecta; Diptera; Stratiomyidae
Exons: 3
Coding region: 990-1595 (201 amino acids)
Source: RefSeq, a predicted model, not a curated record
UCAUGGUAGUUGUUGUGCCUCAGGCUGGCGUACGUUUCACCAACUCUUUCAUUAUCUAUACAAUAGGAGCGCACAUACAGAAGUAUCAAACGCAUGUGGUCCUUUUUUCGAUUCGGAGGUAAAUAUAGAGAAUAAAGAGCAAAUCAAACUGGCUAAAAGCUUUUAACGAAAGGACUACGUUGUUGCGCGCUAAAAGGCUCGUAAGGACUCGUACGUUGUGCCGUUCAAGUGGCAAAUCAAGGAGUGUGCUAAACGGUCGGUUAUUACUAAUCAUCGCAUUCUUGGGUGUAUUUUGUACCGUUAUUUGUUCGGUUGAAUUUUCGGUGAAAGGAUACGCGUUUUCCUCGGAUUAUGGGUUUUGACGAGUGGUUUUAAAACGAUUGUUUUUUCGAUAAAGUAGGAUUCUACCGGAAAUUUUAAAAUGAUUUAAAUUUGGCUUGAGAAAUAACGUUCGAUUAUAUUCAAAUUUGCAAGGAGCUCGGUAAAAAUUUGAAAGGUAAACGAUAAAAAGAUACUCCCUUGACUAGGACUUUUGCAAGAAAGAUUUAGGCUCCUUUUAAGGAACCAGUUGUCAUAUUUAAAAAAUAUAAAUUUCAAGUAUUAAUCAGUGAAGUGCGGCUAUUAUGGAGUGCUGAAGAGAGGAGAAUCAAAACAAACCCAAUAAACGGAUCCAGACUAUCCAAUUAUCCUUAAGAAUCAAAUGACCAUUUCCCCGGAUUUUUGCAAAUACUUGUCCUUAUACGUCAUCCUAUAGGCCGCUUUUAUUUACUGAACUUUAAGUGAGCAUCAAGUUAGAAGUGCACGCAAUGUGAGGAUAUAUUAAGUGGUUUAUGACAUAGUUUCCUUUGAAUACCAACUAGUGCUCAUUGACAAUCCUUGGAGCUCCUGCUUCAGUCGAAAAGGACAAUCAAAUUCCUUUUUUUUCAUAAUCCAUCAAAUAUCGCUUUGAAAGCAAUAAUCAUCCUCACAAUCCCGGGAACAUCAUAAAAAUGCGUCGAGCAUCUUUCACGCCAAUUUUCAACGUCAGCAAUCACGAACCAUUAAUUGUCGUCGAAGAAACAAACGUUGGAGAAGAUGAUGAUUCCAAGCAAAGCAAGAAAUCCAAUAGUGGUGAAUCAUCAGAAGCGGAAUCGCCAGUAAAUCCAUAUCUAUUAUCGCCAUUUCCUGAUUUACAACAACGCCGUAAGCACUCCUUGCCAUCGUUGCAAAUUACCGAAGGAAUCACAGCCAGCCAGGUGAGAAGAUUAUCGGAAGCAGGCUCUGAAGGAAGUGCGCUCAGCAGUAAGGAUGUGGAAUUCCUUGCAACACUCUCACAGAAGACGAUCCCAGCGUCUGGCGGAAGGAGACAUUCAAUUGUGACCAUUUCACCGGUACCGACGUCACUCUUUGGUCGCAACAGGCGGGAAUCUAUUUCGGGACCAUUUAGCCGCCGUGGUAGUGCAGUUCAAGGACCUCCUCUUACUGAGCAUCGUGGAAGCGUACACAACCUUCAACUAGAUAUCAUGGAUGGAAUAGUACAGGCCAGAAAGAAUCGAUCAGGAAGCGGAGUUUGGUCCGCUGGUAUGACUGAAAACAACGUGCAGGUUGAAACAUAAGUCCCGUUAUAAAUCUGUUCAGCGAAUAUGUCUAUAUGCUUGUAAAUGAAUUGUGUAAAAUAGGAAGAAUGAAAGUGUAGUUGCGAGGAGAGAAAUACUGGGAGAAACGUACGAUACCGUGAGAGUAUGAUACUGGCAAAUGACUAUAUACAAUAUACCAAAGUUUAAUUCAUCUGAAGUGUGGCCAAAUAUUGAAUAUAAAUUAUUUAUAAUGACAUUAAAAAAUUUGCAAUUCAACUCAAAUAUUAAAAACAUUUCUAAAUAAUUUGUAAGUGUUAAAGGUAUAUGUGUGUAGUUGGAUAAUCAAGUGUUAUAGAGAAAAUUUAAGAAUAUAAAAAUAUCUCAUAA